UGGCAACAGUGCUCUGAGGGCGGCCGGGGAGAGGAGAGAGAGUUGCUCUGCGGGAACCUCGUAAUCAAUACAGUAUUUUGUGUGUGUGUGCUGCUUCGCUGGACCUCCCUCGCCAUGUCCAAGAAUAAACUCAACCUCAAGCUGCCACCGGGAUCCAUUGAGCAGACCAACGACCAUGAGAACCACAGCGGCAGCGACACACCCCAGAGGAAGGCCAGCACAGGGGCCACUGGUAGCUUUGGAUCAGUAUCCCUGGAGUCACUGCUUAAAUGCAUCCAGGAGUUAGACAUGGAUGACACCCAGCGACGCCGCAUGGAGAUCUUCCUCAACCAGAAGCAGAAAGUUGGUGAGCUGAAUGCAGAUGACUUUGAGAAGUUGGGUGAGCUUGGUGCCGGCAAUGGAGGUGUGGUGAACAAGGAGCGGCACAAACCCUCAGGACUCAUCAUGGCGCGUAAGCUCAUCCAUCUUGAGGUCAAGCCAGCCAUCAGAAACCAGAUUAUCCGAGAGUUGAAGGUCCUACAUGAGUGUAAUUCACCCUUCAUUGUGGGCUUCUAUGGGGCCUUCUACAGUGAGGGUGAGAUCUCUAUUUGUAUGGAGUACAUGGAUGGAGGAUCCUUGGAUCUGUGCCUCAAGAAAGCCAUUCGCAUUCCAGAACCAAUACUAGCCAAAAUAUGCUCUACUGUCCUCAAGGGGCUGGCCUACCUGCGUGAGAAGCACCAGAUCAUCCAUCGUGACGUCAAGCCAUCCAAUAUCCUUGUCAACUCCCGAGGUGAAAUCAAGAUCUGUGACUUUGGCGUCUCUGGUCAGCUGAUUGACAGCAUGGCCAACACCUUCGUGGGCACUCGCAGCUAUAUGUCAGGUGAAGUUCCCGUUGAGAGAUUGGCAACUUCACUGUACUUUUAUUUCGAGCCUGAGCGACUCAAUGGUGAUCACUACUCUGUGGCCAGUGACAUCUGGAGCCUUGGCCUGUCCCUGGUGGAAAUGGCCAUUGGCAUGUACCCUAUCCCACCUCCAGACCCAAGCACCCUAAAGAAGAUAUUUGGGUCCAAAGUGGAGAGUGUCAGCCCUUCCCCCACUUCACGCUCCCCAAGAUCAGCUGGCCUGCCUGGGGAACCGAGACCUAUGGCCAUCUUUGAGCUGCUGGACUACAUAGUGAAUGAGCCUCCACCACGGCUUCCUCCUGGAGUGUUCUCACCAGAGUUUAUUGACUUGGUGGACCGGUGCCUUAAGAAGAGUCCCAGUGAACGGGCUGAUCUCACCACACUGCAGAACCAUGAAUGGAUAAAGAAUGCUGAGAGGGAAGAUGUGGACAUAGCUGGAUGGGUGUGCAAGACCAUGGACAUCACUCCAUCUACUCCCACUAAACCAUCAGCGGAGGGAAACUGUUGAUCAUCUAAUCCUCUCUCUGCGCAGUGAGAUGAGGCGAGUGCCCACCCUACUGGCUGGAAGAGCUGCUGCUGGAGCCCUUACCACCAUUGUUACCACCACCGUCACCACCAACCACCACCACACCACCACCACCACCACCACCACCACCCUUUAACAUUUGGUGUAAUGUUAUUGUUUCCUUGUGAGUUGUCACUGUGUCAAUGUGUGUCCAGACAUGACAGCCCCAUCUCUCAGCCAGGCUUCAUUGGAAGCUGACUAAUUCAACAGUCACAUGUUAAGGCUGUGUUAGUCAGCAGCCUUAAGGCCCAGGUAAGGGAGAAAGGAAGGCACAGCAGACUUGUCUCAUGAGGUCAGAACUUAUUAAGGAAGAUGAAGGUAAGGUGUGUGUGUAUGGUGUGGUGUGUGUGUGUGUGUGUGUGUGUGUGUGUGUGUGUGUGUGAGAGAGAGAGAGAGAGAGAGAGAGAGAGAGAGAGAGAGAGAGAGAGAGAGAGAGAGAGAGAGAGUGAAUGAGUGAGUGAGUGAGUGAGUGAUUUUGAAAUAAUAGAUGGUGGGGUUGGAGAAAGUGUGAAGUGGUGGGACAUGAGAGGUUGUUGUGACAUACUACUGUAUUAGCUAAUGUACAGCACUAGUUGUUUAUUCAUCAAAAGAGCUUGAUGGCAAGGAACAGAAUCACCAUGAAGUUUUUGUCCUAUGGAUUCUGUCUGCCACAAAACUUAUUACAUUGGCAUGAUUUUUUUCUGUGUAAGACUAAAAUUUAUUGUCAUACAGUAUUCAUGGAAUCAGAAUUUAUUGAAGAUUGAAUUUUUUUUUGUACAUAGCAAAUGCACUCAAACUCUAACUAAUCUGCAAAUAAUUUUUACUUGCAAGUUUUAAUUAAUUUUACUUCAUAAAAAGAGCUGGCUUGUCUUGUCAGUUAGCUUUUAUUUAUUUAUUUUUACAGUCCUUCCUAUUGAAAAUACAAAAUGGAAUAUAAGUCCAUAAUUACAAUAUUGUUCAUUGCUUAAUUGUGUUCUCAGUACUGGGAAGGCUCAAACAGCAUUACUAGGCUGACUCUUGUGUAUGACCAGUGAGAGGCUUUAGAUGAUUUUAUAAGAUAUCCCCAAAGUAUACAUUGUGAUGGGUUGUUCCUAUCAGAGUGAGGGUUGGUGAUCUCUUUUUCUACAGCCAUUUCUGUCAUUAGCUUUUAUUAUCCAUUCACCCCAAGAGUGGCAUCAGGUUUGGGAAUCAUGUUCACUUUAAUCAACCAGUUUUGUGUCCCAUUCUGUGAUGAGGAACUAAUGCUGUGUGGCUGGUUGGCUUCAUGGAGACUGGGUAGCUUGUUGAGUGAAUGACAUGAUACAUUAGCUCAGUCAUGGGAUAUUCUGCAGAGUCAGGAUGGGAUAGCAGUGAUGUUUUGGAGUGUUAGGGAUAUGCAUCCUUGUGGUAUUUACUUGGGUGGCUGCCUUUUUAUGUGUUGGGUCUGUUGUGGGUACUAGCACCCUUGGGAUGAACCCAUUCCCACCCUAGUCAUGAUGGAUGUAGAUAAAAGUGGUCCUGGCUUGGAAGCAAUGGUUGGUGUAAUAUACACUAGUGACAGAAUGAUGAAUGACAUUGGAAUGUAUUUGACCACCUAAUAAGCAUCGCCUAUUUGCUGACUAGCCAUGGCAUGAAUCCUCAUUACCAGUCAGGCUUAUUGGUAGUCUCAGUUAUCAAUAUUUUCCUAGUAACUUUGGACAUCUCCAGCUACUGCUUUGAUUUCCUGUCACUUGUUUAUCCUUCUCUGUGCAGGAAACAUGUAUAUGAUGAUGAUGAUAGUGUUAUUAUUAUGCUUGAAUCUCAGACAGAACACAACACAAAAACACAUGGUGACACAUGCAUAACCAGAACUACUUGACUGCAUAGCAAGCUUCUUGUGAAUGCUGCCUUGACUGAUAUUUAAGGUAAUGCUUGCUGAACAGGUUAUAUAAAAAUUAUAAGCUUGAAUUUUUUAGGCAUAUUUGACUAUAAUUUACCUUGAAGCAUGUUGGAUUGCAGCAUUGGACAACUGUAAACUUUGAGGCUUAAAAUUACUCCAGUUUAGGUAUUAGCUUAAAUGACACACACCUAAAAUCUACUUAAAAAUAGUUAGAAGCAUUUGAUAACUGGAGUAGCAUUGAAUGGCCCACUAUUUGAAUUAUUGAACUCUAGAAGUUUCAGUGCUUUAUAAUGAAUCAGUUGGCAAGUAAUCUGUGGAGCUUGGCCAAAUGUAGCACCACAUGCCCUGCCACUGAUAGCUGUCAAUAACCUUGUGACCAUGCUAGGUUUUAAGACAGCCACGUAUUUUGUGUGUUUAGCCUUCACCCCACAUACUAUAUGUUUUAAAUAUUAUACUUAUUGUUCGCGACUUAACAUGUUAUGCUUGGGGCAGGGUGAUAAACAAUGUAGUCUUUGGGUUUUAUUUCUGAUACUUUGACUGAUGGCGAAUCCAUAUUUAAGUUCUUUGAAAUAAAAUCACAAAGUUCAAUCUUGUUCAUUGCUGCCCCCACCAUCCAAUGUUCUUUAAUUGAAUUCUUUGACAAGUGUUUGAUUCUGUAAUGCUUAAUAUUUACUUUUGUGUUCUGAAAGAAUGUUCCAUUUUUGUAGUUGGACCAAAUAUUAAGAUUUAUAUUUCCUAAAGCUGCUCUCAUCAUUAAUUUCUAAAUGCAUAUAUUCUAUCAUUUUAAUUGUAAUUGUACAGUAAAACCUCUGUGUUCUGGACUAACUAGUCCUGACUCUCUGCCCAAAGUGACUAUAGGUCCAGAUUGAGAGAUGAAUCCCAUUUUUGCAUGACUCAGUAUGAAGUGAAACCAAAAGUAUGAUCUCUACUCAUACCAGCCUGUUUAAAUGUUUAAGACAUUCCUUAAUACUAUAUAGUGUGUGUGUGUGUGUGUGUGUGUGUGUGUGUGUGUGUAAGAGUGUGUGAGAGUGAGAGAGAUGUUAAUAUAAUCUAAAGAGAUUAUCAGUUUAUUUCCUGCAGCACUUUGUUUAUUUUGAAGAAGGAAUAUAUUAUCCUGUUAUCAUGAAACACUACCCUUCUGCAGGUUAGUAAUGUUGAAGUUAAAGUCAGAAGAUAAGGGUCAAUAGGUAUAUCUUUUGUCAGAUACAAGACUGUAUCAGAUGAUUUACUUAUAAAAAGUUUGAAAAGUAAUGAACAAAUGACAGUAAACUUAUUCACAACUUUGUUGUCAAGGAUCAUUUUUGUUGUUUCCAGAUGUUGUGUUUGUGUAACCUUCUUUGUGUAGCUUUUUUGUGUAGAGUGUUGUGCUAUAGUUGUGUGUGGUGUUGAAGAAGCAGAUAUGGAUAGGAAAAGUGAAACCUUUGUAAAAUUUGCUUGCCAUUUCUACCUAAUUCAAAAUGUUCAGUGUUGGAGAAGUAUAUUGCAAUUGUUAUUGCAAUCAUAAAAUGAACUUAUUCCUUUUCCCUUUGAGAGAAGCCAUCUAGAUUCUCUGGGUGUUUCAAAAUGUUAUACCCAGUAUGGAAGAGUUUGGAAUACAGAGGUUUUACUGUAUUUCACUGUAUGGUAGGAACUUCUUUCAGCUAAAGAUAGACAAAACUGCUAAGAAUGUGUGUGUGUGUGUGUGUGUGUGUGUGUGUGUGUGUGUGUGUGUGUGUGUGUGCAUGCAUGCACAUUCUUCAAAGAAGUAAAGAAUAAGCUACAUGGAAACAAGAGUUGGCAUUGUUAUGUGUGCAUUCAUUUUAAAUUUUACUUCUGAAAUGAAGUGACUCAGUGUCUUGUGAAGACCCUCUCAUGUGAUUAUUUCCACCAACAUGACACACUUCUUUUGACAUGUUGGGGGAAGCAUGUUUCAACUGACAAACUGUUUUCAAUUCUGAUCAAAGGCAGAUUGUUAGUUAAAAAUGUGCCAUUCUUUUUGAUAUCAUGCUUAAAAUACGUCACUGGAAAUAUGCUGUGGGCCUUCAGCCUAUGACAUCAUCUUCUAAGAUGAUGUUAGCUUCUGCUACUUGAGUCCCCACCUCCCUCACCCAGGUAGAGACAAAAUACCCUUUGUUGUCAGAAAGGUAGAUUAUUUUCUGUGGGCAAAUGUGUGAACAUCCUAUCCAGGAUCAAGUUUUCUCAUAUGCAAAGUCAUUUUCAGGAAAUGUCUUGGUGUUGAAAUAGUUGUAAGCUUUUAAAUUUUCAUUCCCUAUAAAAAGCGUAAUGUUUAAAGAUCCUGUGUAAAAUCUGUGAUCUGUAUGUAAUUUUUGUGGGAAAAUAAAAGGGAGAGGGAAUCUUAGCUUUCCAAAAAAGUGUAAUAAAAGACACCUCAGGGUGAUAGAUAGACUAAUUAGUUAUUCUUCUAUUAAGUUCGUAGUCAAAUUAAAGUUAUGUAUUAUUGGUUAUGGAAGUGAAGGACCAAUCUAAAUAUUACUAGAGAUAGAGACUUACCAGAGUAGACCCCAGACAAGCCAGCACACCAGUGGCCAUUGAGGCUGGGUUUUGUAAGCAGUCACUCGGGAUCUGUUAAAAUAUAUUUUUCUGCAGAAUGCCGAUAACAUGGUCAGAUCCUCAGGAGUUUGACAUGUGAGUAAGUGAGCCUGACAUUGGGUAGGGGGUGAGGGUGAGCUUGCCUUACUGUCCUGUGCUGUGUUGGGACAUCUGUGUGCAUCUUCCCUUUUGGGCACAAAGCAUUUGGUGAUGUAGAUGGGAGAUUUGCUAAUCGAAAACUUUAAUUAAUUAUUUAUGUUGACAUGUUUUGGCAGUUUAUCAAUCAUUGUAUGCAUUAUUUUACCAAUAUGUAGUGGUAGAAGUCAAUAAUGUCUUGAGGCAUUGCUAAAUUUGCCAAAGAGUGAUGUGUGUGUUUACUGUGGUGUUGAAAGACAGGUGUCAGCACUUCCUGUUAAAUGGCAUUUCAGUGGUUGAAAAUUAUAUAUAUAUAUAUAUAUAUAUAUAUAUAUAUAUAUAUAUAUAUAUAUAUAUAUAUAUAUAUAUAUAUAUAUAUUGCCUACUCAUUUGAGCUUCGCUCAUACAGAAAUCAUUCAUUAUUGCGCGAAUUGAUUUUUAUUACUGUAAUUUAAUAUCAACUAUAUGGCCUCUUGUGACAAAAAUGAUCACAAAUAAAUUUUUGUUAAUUUCUUCUUUUAUAUUUUUUACCUUAGAAGAUUAUAUUGGAAGCGGAAUGGUUGAGAUAUGUGAUAGAAAGUCGUGAUUUAUUUAUAUAGUUUAUCAUGUCAUGUAUUCAUAUCAUGUAAUGACUUCUGACAGAAGGGCUGUGCAUGUUACUGUUAUGGAUAUACAUGUUAUAUGUUUUAUGUAAGUUAUCAAUGAAGGCUAAAUUGAUGUGUAGAGUUAGGUACACUUAUUUUAAAGUAAACUUUUUUAAUACAUGUCAUUUCAAUAAACAUAUUUUCAGAA
Portunus trituberculatus (swimming crab) is the source of this 6739-nucleotide messenger RNA. It is a transcript of the gene Dsor1, whose product is annotated as dual specificity mitogen-activated protein kinase kinase 1-like. The transcript is spliced from 11 exons. NCBI's taxonomy places the organism in Eukaryota, Metazoa, Arthropoda, Malacostraca, Decapoda, Portunidae. The record is from RefSeq and is a predicted model, not a curated record. Gene Ontology annotation, molecular function: protein kinase activity; ATP binding. Gene Ontology annotation, biological process: protein phosphorylation. The coding region runs from base 115 to 1389 and encodes 424 amino acids.